This is a messenger RNA of Paramecium octaurelia, 612 nucleotides long. NCBI's taxonomy places the organism in Eukaryota, Ciliophora, Oligohymenophorea, Peniculida, Parameciidae. The record is from the annotation of a GenBank genome assembly.
AUGAAAUACUUAUUUAUUUAUGCCACGUUUUUGGUAAGUGUUUAAUGUUUUUAUGAUUUCAUUCCUGAUGACAUUAUCACCUUCACUUUGCAAGCAAACUAAGAGGAUAUUUUAUUCGAGAAUAUAACAGAACCAACCUUAAUAAAAGGAGCAUAUUAAGUCAAUCAUCACAAAGAUGUUAUUGAUUUUUCAGUAAAAACACCUGCUGGAAGAACAAUAUAUUCAAAGUUAUCAACAAACAAAGGAAAUUUCACCGUUUAAGCAACUGAAAUUGGGUUAUAUUCAAUAAUAUUCAACAAUAAAAAAAAGGCUAAUUAAUUACUUACCUAUGCAGUGGAUGUGGUUAAAGAUAAGGAUGAUAAAAUCAAAUCAACAGAUAUUGACCCAUUAGAAUUAGACAUCGAUUAUAUUCAGAAUGGACUUUAAGAAUUAUAUUAUGAUCAUAAAUUUUAACAAAUCAGAUAUGAAUCAUCUACUCAAUAAGUUAAAGAAGCCAAUAAGAAAAUCUAUGUUUUUACAGUUAUUGAAACUAUAUUUAUAGUUUUAGUUACAAUAUGGCAGAUUUGGUAUAUUAAGAGAUUGUACAACAAAAGAUCACCAUUACUCUUAUGA